Molecule: messenger RNA, 4714 nt
Organism: Danio rerio (zebrafish)
Lineage: Eukaryota; Metazoa; Chordata; Actinopteri; Cypriniformes; Danionidae
Source: RefSeq, a predicted model, not a curated record
UCGAUCUGUAGAAAACACAUUUAAAAAACACAAAUACGUAAUGUUCGUUAUUUAGUUCCUAACAGGGCGUGUCUUCCGGAAGGGGGCGUGUCUGUCUCGCUGUUCCGCAGAGCUCCAUCACGGUGAACGCAGGAUGGAGCAGAUGUUCGGCCGCUCCAGCGCUCCGCCUGGCCCGGUUCUGCAGGUGUGUUUCCCAAGCGCCCGCGCCUCCGUGCUGGAGAACCUGAACCGGCAGCGGGAGGAGGGCCAGCUGUGCGACCUGUCCAUCCAGGUGCAGGGACAGGUGUUCCGGGCACACCGCUGUGUCCUGGCCGCCUCCUCACCUUACUUCCAUGACCAGGUUCUGCUUAAGAACGUCACCACAGUGUCUCUGCCCUCCGUCAUGGACCCUCUGGCCUUCGAGAGUGUUUUAAACUCUGCAUACACCGGCCAGCUCAGCAUAGUGCGUGACGACAUCAUCAACUAUGUCACUGUGGCCAGCUUCCUGCAGAUGUGGCACAUCGUAGACAAGUGCACGGAUAUCCUCAAGAGGUCGCGACCCCUAGCGCAGAUCAGCCCCGGCGGCGCCACCUCGUCUAGUCACCAGUCGCCCAGUAGCUCAGACUGCUGCUUCGCCGAUCCAGAGGACGCAACGACCGAACAAACUCUGGAGAAAAGACCACACAGCGCACUGCCACCGCUGGCCACAUGGAGGCGUCCUCAGCAGAACCGGUGGAGUCGAAGCACCCUGACGUUCCCCCUGCGGCCGGAUUCCGAAUGCGGCUCAAAUGCAGCAGGCGUUCAUGGAUGCAGCGCUGCGCCUCUGCCGUCACUCGUCAGCCCGCCAGAGUUAGAUUUCGCCGCGAGGCACCGAAUAAGAGUUCGCCUACGCGGAGCAAAAGAAGAGGAGGAGCAGCGGAGGAUGGAGGCGGAUGAAGGAGUGGGAGAACCCUCGCAGGAGGACAGAGUGAGGGUGAAGAAUGAGGAGCACCAGGCCGGAGUCGCCGAGCCGGACGGCAGCCUCAGAGAAAGCGAGAGCAGGGAGUCGCUGCAGGAGACAGAUGGACUGUGGCAGAGCGUCACCGAAUGGCCGCUAGAUGACAAAGUGCUGGACGAGGACGACAAAACGGAUCUCUCCUUCGAGACCUAUGAUGAAAUUGAGAAGGCAACGGGGCAGAUUUCACAGCGCCCCCUGCUGCCGUCCGAGCUGUCCUGGGUCUCGCAGUCGUCCUCGUCCUCCCCGUGCUCUCCUCUCUCUGCAACGCCUAAAGUCCACUUCUGUCACUGCGGCAAAGCGUACACGCUGAAGAGCAUGCGCGACCGCCACGUCAAAAUGCAGCAUCUGAACCUGCGACCGUUCAGCUGCCCCGUCUGCUCCAAGAGCUUCAAGAUGAAGCACCACCUGACUAAACACGUCAAGACACACGGAGGCCUGCGGCCGUACGAGUGCAGCGUCUGCGGAAAGAAGAUCGUCUGGAGGGACAGUUUCCUCAAGCAUCAGGCACGCUGCCAGCGGACGCCCGAGACCAGUGCAGAGUCUGGUGGCCAGCAGGAGGAUGCAGACGGAGCCGGACAAGUGAAGGUGGAGCAGGACGACUAUUCGUUACAGGAAGAGGAAAUGCACUCUUAAAAGUAAAGGUUCCACGGGCUUAUAAAGCACUGACAGAACAGGGUGUCUGAUCUUGCUUUUAAUAGGGGGGCAGUGACUUUUUGGGCACUUAAAUCCGGCUCACGCUGUGCAGUUUUUAACAAUCCUAAACGAUAGAUCUAAAAUCUUCUGAAUCUGCCUGAACUCCUUCAGAGGGAAAAUCUGAUGGCAACGACCAUCAAGAGGCUGUAGGUGAACAUGUCAAGCCAAUGAUCAGAGAGCACAGAUCUUAGCCUAGAAUUACAGCAAGCUUUCAGGAUUUGCCUAAUUUGUACAACCAAAUCAUGUCUGAAAUUGCACACCGUGAGCAGAACUUAAGCUAAUCAAGGGGGACCCUAGAUAGAAAAAUCACCUUCUAGUAGAGUAGUGUUUAACGGGAUCCACCAUGACUGUUCUGCAGAGUUUGCUCGAACCAGCUUAAAGAGCAGAGGUGCCAAACCCAGACCUGAAGGGUUGAUGUCCUGGAGACUUUAGCUCCAACUACCAUCAACACACCUGCCGGGAAGAUUCCAGUUUGGUCUUGUUCAAGGGUGCCCAAACUCAGUGCUGGAGGGCCGCUGUCCCCAUAGUUUAUCUAAAACUUUCCUCAACACACCUCUCUGGAGGUUUCUAGUGUUCCCAGUAACUGCUUGAUUAGCUGGUUCAGGAGUUUCUUAGUGGGGUUGGAGGUAAACUCUGCAGGACACGGGCCCCCCAGAACUGAAUUUGGGUACCCCAGCUCUAGAAACACCUCUCUGGAGAUUCCAGUAUAGACUAGCUCAGGGGUGUCAAACUCAAUUCCUGGAGGGCCGAAGCCCUGCACAGUUUAGUUCCAACCCUGCUCCAACACACUUACCUGUAGGUUUCAAACAAGCCUGAAGGACUCAAUUAGUUUGAUCAGGUGUAUUUAAUCAGGGUUGGUACUAAACUGUGCAGAGCUGCGGCCCUCCAGGAACUGAGUUUGACACCUGUGGUCUAGCUCAAGGGGUUCCAAAUUGUCCUGGAAAUGCCACGGUCCUGCAUCUAACCUAAACACAUCUAUCUGAAAGCUUCAAGUAUGACUAUUAAGAUCUUAAUUAGCUGGUUCAAGUGUGUCUAGUUGGGGUUGGAGGUAAACUCUGCAGGAGACGGCCCGUCAGAACAAAGUGUGGCCAACCCAGCAUUAAUACCAUGGUCUACUUCAAACAGAAAAGCAGAAUGUCUUGAAUUGACCUCAUUCCAACAAAAUCUGGCCAAAACGAAGUUCAGUUUGAGUCUGGGGGAGUUCAUUUUGGCUCCUAAAACUAUAGAGCUCCCAUUGGUCUGUGAUGAUUACACAGUUAGUGGUUGUAAACUUCUUUGACUUGCGAUUAAUUUGUAUCUCAUAUCUACAGAGGUCAGACAGCAGAACAAAAUCAAACACAGCAAGCUUGAACACACUGGAGGGUGGAGUAGCAGAGCUGGUGCGGAUAUAUCUGCACCUGUACGAUCUCUCGCAGGAGAGAUUUAAAGACUCGCAGAGGCUCACACACUGGCAUUUAAAUAGAUUUGUCUGAAGUAUACCAGGACCCUUUAGUGAAUCUGAAGCCCUCGUCUUGCUGUGUUUAAUUAGGGUGAGAGCUAAUCUCUCCAGGUCACAGUGGUUUUCCAGGAACAAGUUUGAACAACUCUGCCAUAGAAGAACCUUUAUUGGUUGGCCAAACAAUCAACCUGAUAAAAGAACCACAUUUAGGGUGUGGUCAGAUUAGUGAAUUUCUGCAUGUAACAUCAGGUUCCUUGUCUUUUGUCAGUAUUAGAAGCACUUUUAAACCUGUGUGGCGAUCGUGGUUUACCAGCUGGAACAUGAUGGAAAUCUGUGCAGGGAGUUUUGCACCAUCAACUCGUGCACACCGAGGAUUAUGGCAUGUUUGGCAGAUCGUGACUUAACUGAUGCUGAUGUGUGCGUGCACACUGAUGCGCAAGACAAACGUAAAGUGACAUUUAAUAUGUAAAUAUGUUUCUGCCUCAUUUUUAUUAUAAGUUUGAUGCGCUGCGUUAAAAACUGGUGGACCAAUGAGAUUGCUGCUUUUGUCGUGCAUUGAGCUGUUGAAGGUACAGUAUAAAAACACUUGGUGGCGUUUAAGCAAAAAACACUCUAGCCGAGCUGAUUAAAGAGGAUUUACAUCAUGUCAUUUUCUUUCAUGAUGUUUUAUCACUUACUUUUACCGCUUUAACAUUUUACCGCCAACUUUAGUGCACGUGUUUGUGUGCUGUAGUUGAGGAGGAUAAACAGAAGAGGAAAAAUGUAUGCUAUAAAUACGCAAGGAGAAGUUCUGAGAGUGACGACUUCUGCGCAGCAAGCGAGUGUCUGAACAGUAAAGUUGCGCAGCGCCACCUUGUGUACUGGAGUAUUUCUGUUUUUCAUUAACAGUGGAAACUGAUUUGGCAAAAAAAUGUCUAGAAAAGUACUGGCGAUAAGCAAGAGAGAUCCACAUCCUGGUGUGCACGAGGCUUGACACAAAACCCGAAAUUAACCAGAGAUAAUAAACCAGAAAGUAUUUCUACACUUCAAAUAACAAGCCACGUCUACUUAUUCUGUCAUGUACAUGAUCUUUCUCCAUCAGGGCCUUCAGUCGGAUAUUUUUAAAAUCUAACAGGUCAUUCAGUUAAUGUGUUUUUCUAUUUAAAUUAACAAAAAGAAGAAUUCUAGUCACGUGAGAUGCAGCCAAAUAUGUAAAUAAUCAAUCAAAAAACGUGUGUUUUUCUCCUCCGGAUCUGAAAGAUUCUUCAACAAUGCCAAUAGAGAACCUUUAUUUUUAAGAAUGUAGAUAUAUCAGCGGAGAUCAGUGUUCAUUUGUCCACUAAUGAUCCACAUAUGUAGCAGUACUGAAAAUAUUCUGGAAGCACUCGUUAAAAAAGAAAACCGAGAUGUUCUGUGUGCGUUCCAGAGGUGUUUAGCUGAUCGAUGUGUUUAUUUAUGCACACAAACAUGCAAAGUUUGGUUAACCCGCCUUAACUCGCCCAUUAGCAUCUGUUGUGUUUGAUUUGUCCGUCAGAGUUCAGAAUUAGAGACUGAACACACCUAGACUGUAUAUAAUCAUAAUAAUGCAGUGUUUUUAUACUGUCAAUAAAGGCGUUUUAUUAAGAUCA